This is a messenger RNA of Saprolegnia parasitica CBS 223.65, 360 nucleotides long. RefSeq lists its product as hypothetical. The record is from RefSeq and is a predicted model, not a curated record. The transcript is spliced from 2 exons. NCBI's taxonomy places the organism in Eukaryota, Oomycota, Saprolegniomycetes, Saprolegniales, Saprolegniaceae. The coding region runs from base 1 to 360 and encodes 119 amino acids.
AUGAUGCUGGACGAUCUCCACACGGCUACGACCGACCUCUUCCUCCUCCCCUGCCUCCUCUUCCUCGGCCUCUUCCUCCUCUUCCUCAGCCUCUUCCACCUCAUCUUCCUCCUCUUCCUCGUCCAUGUGUGGAAGCCCAUGAUGCUCUUCCUGGCUGAGAAGGGCCUGGCGACGAAGAAGAAGGUCGUCGCCUUGGAGGAGAAGCUUGCAGCGGACAAGGCUGAGGCGGCGAUGAGUCGCCGUCUCGUCCGCUCCGUGAGCGCCCCGGUGCUCCCGUACGAGCUGUCGUCGUGCAAGCCCGUGGCCGCGGUCGCUCAGAAUGGCUACCUCGCUCGCAAGGCUCCGACCAAGACUGCGUAG